UGGGGCGAGCUCCGUUCCUCAACCGUUUCCCGGCGUGCCCGCCCUGCACCUCCUCCACGUUGCGCUGCGUGGAUCAUACUGCACUCUGCGUGGCCACAUGUUCAAGCACACGAGCCCCGAGCCCACGGGCUGAUGAGAGGAAACCGUCAAGGAGCAAGAGGUCCGAAUACGAAAAGGGUUACCAUUGCGGCUGAUCAGCCUUGAAUGUGUCUCGUCUCGUCACGUCGACGUCGACAGACACACCCAUGAUCCCCUAGAAACACCCCCGUCUCGACUCCGGGCGACAUCAACGAAACCUUUUUUUUCUUUUCUACUUGGGGAUAACGGGCCCAGGGCCAAAGUCAAAAGGCACCCGCUGCUCCAGAAUUCAUCAUACAUUGUCCCUAUCUGCCGGCACGCCGUUCUGCUGCCUCGAUUAUCUAUCCGUCUAUGUUACGGAUCGCCCCCCCGCCGCUGCCCAUUGCCUCCCGGUCGUUUGCUCCUUCUCUUCCCACUCUUUCCCCAGCCUGAGACGUCCUUGUCAUGUACGUACUGCCCAGUACGACCUGAAGUACCUACGUAAGGUACUAGUAGUGCAUACCUCACGCAGCUCCCGCCAUUCCACUACCGCCGCCUUCCUUGCUCAGCCGAGACAACUCCCCAGUACUUCUACAGAGGAAACGGCCUUUUUUAGCGCAGGGAUUCUCCGGCCCCUAUACUGUACGCCUUAAACGCCUCCCCACGUCGACCCCUUCGACCUCAUCCUCUUCCUUCUUUCCUGUCCCCCCACAGACAAAAGUAUUACUUUGGUCACCAUUGAGCGCAUAGCUCGUCGUCGUGUCGUCGCCGCUGCUCCCCGACGCGCUCUGCUCUGCUCUGCUCAGACCGUCGACGCCCUUGAACACGCCCCCCCGGACACCGCCGUCAAGCUGUUGGGCCAGUCCUCAGCGAGGUAUUCACAGAUACACCGCCGUGCCCACGAACAGAUCACGUUACGACACGGACGCGCUCAUCUCCGACACCGCCGUCCCAGCAAGGCCUCGUCCGGGCGAGUCUGCUAAGCCGUCCGUCGCCUCCAGAAGCCGCCUUCUGCUGGCCGCGUCUUAAGGCAUCUCACACCCUCUUCUUCUCUCCAUCACAUCCGACCUUGACCGCAAUGGCUGCGUCCGGCUUCUCUAUCAUGGGCGCCAUGCCCGAGCCGAGCCUCUUCAGCUUCCCGCCCCAUGGCCAGCCCGCGCCGCUGCCGCCCGCCUCGGCGGACCUCUCUAUUAUGCGGCCCUUCAACAUCCCCGACAAGGUCUUCGCCGCCGCCCUUGACCCGCGGGUCCCUUUGACCAUCGCCGCGCUCUACGCCGUCUCGGCCAAGGCCCUCAACAAGUACAACCGCUCCCGCAACAAGCAGCCGUGGUCCAUUAGCAAGACGCGCCCCUUCCGCGCCUUCGUCGUCCUCCACAACGUCUUCCUCGCCGUCUACUCGGCCUGGACCUUCUGGGGCAUGCUGGGCGGCAUGCGACGCAGCAUUGUCAGUCCCACGGGACCCGGCGGCCUGGCUGCCACGGCCGACAGCUUCUGUCGUCUUCACGGCCCGGCCGGCCUCGGACGCUCCAUCUACUACAACGAGACGACGGGCGACUGGGACAGCGCCGACCCUUCCUCGAUGGCCUCGGGCAUGGUUGCCGGCAACCCCAGCAACUUGGAGUCCGGUCGCCUCUGGAACGAGGGCCUCGCUUACUACGGCUGGAUCUUCUACCUCAGCAAGUUUUACGAGGUCCUCGACACCUUCAUCAUCCUCGCCAAGGGCAAGUUCAGCUCCACCCUGCAGACCUACCACCACGCCGGCGCUAUGCUGUGCAUGUGGGCCGGUAUGCGGUACAUGUCUGCCCCCAUCUGGAUGUUUGUCCUCAUCAACUCCUUCAUCCACUCUCUCAUGUACACCUACUACACCUUGACAGCUUUCUCGAUCAAGGUUCCUAUGGGCGUCAAGCGAACCCUGACUACGAUGCAAAUCACCCAGUUCCUUGUUGGUGCCUCGUAUGCCAUGGCUCACUCGUUCGUCACAUACAUCGCCCCCGUAACCCUGAGCACUAUCACCUCGGCCCCAGUGGACGUCCCUGCCGCGCCGGCUGACUCUGUCCUGCCGACCGCUGCUGGCACCCUGGACUCGCUCAAGAAGCUCAUCUUCGGCUCCGUCACCAAGGACGCCGCUGCAGCCGUUGCGGGGUCUGUCAAGGAGCAGACCUUGACCACCGAGACGCUCUACGUCGCACAGCCGUGCAUCGGCACCGCUAACGAGACGUUUGCCAUCUGGCUCAAUGUACUCUACCUCGCGCCCCUCACGUACCUCUUUGUUAGCUUCUUUAUUGCCAGCUAUGUGAAGCGUAGCAACGCCGCGCAAAAAGCCAAUGGAAAGCCGCACCGCCGUGAGAGCAACGUGGCCCUGGCCGAAAAGGCUGGCUGGGACGCCGCCCGGGGCGUCGAGCGGGAGGUGUACGGCGGCGAGAACAUGCUGGUCGACGGCCAGGCCAACGGCAGCGCCAGCGCCGUCGACGAUGACGAGCCGCCAAAGGCCAAUGGAAAGACGAGACGAAGGGCCUGAUCUGACCAGGUGCCCUUGGAAGAUGAACACACGCAUGUCGCGGGCUACUAAAACCCGUCUGUGGCCAGCGCGCCAGGUGGUCCCGCGCGUGUAGAUAAAAGGUGUGCUAUAUGCCAUGGCAGUAUUGGGUGAGAGUCCCGAUAUAUGGUUGUCUGGCCAGAUGUUUCCAGAGCAUCAUUACUGGACGAGCGCGGUAUACAUAAAAGCACGAUGCGGCGGGCGGAGGAAGAGUCAUGGUUGGCAGAAUCAACUGCGGGAAGAGUAGCAAGGAAGAGGAGGGAAAACACAUUGCGAGCGUUACAUCACUUUUGUACAUACCUAAAUUGAAGGA
This is a messenger RNA of Purpureocillium takamizusanense, 2906 nucleotides long. Its product is annotated as Very-long-chain 3-oxoacyl-CoA synthase. The transcript is spliced from 3 exons. Gene Ontology annotation, biological process: very long-chain fatty acid biosynthetic process; fatty acid elongation, monounsaturated fatty acid; fatty acid elongation, polyunsaturated fatty acid. Gene Ontology annotation, cellular component: endoplasmic reticulum membrane. The record is from RefSeq and is a predicted model, not a curated record. Lineage: Eukaryota; Fungi; Ascomycota; Sordariomycetes; Hypocreales; Ophiocordycipitaceae. Bases 1136 to 2575 code for a protein of 479 amino acids. Gene Ontology annotation, molecular function: fatty acid elongase activity.